AUGCAAUUUGUUGCAACAUUGAUUAUCAUAUUAUUAAUCUCCAAUUCAAAUGCUAAUAAGAUGGCUGAAACACUUGAUAUAUCAAAAGUUUUAGAUGAUGAAAUGUUUAAAUCUGAAGAUAGAAAGGAAGAUGGUGUAUCAUUUAUGAGGAUAUUUCCAAAGGAAGGUUAUUUAAUCUCAAAGAUAAUUCAAGAUUAUAAUUUCAUAUGGCAAAGGCUUUCUUAUAAACAAGAAUGUAAAUAUGUAGACUUAUAUAAAAGAAAUGAUAAACCAUUUCUUAUAGCAAUUUUAGUUAUGAAACCAAAUGAAGAGACUAAUCUUUAUUUUAUGAAUACAAUUUCUACAUGGGCUUCUAUAUCAUAUAAAGAAUUUAUAAAUUCAAAAUCCAGAGAUCCAAAUUUCUCUGGUUCUAUUCCAGAAGAAAUUAAGAAAUCUUCAUUCAAAACAUUGGGCCUCAAUUAUACUAUAAUUAUGAUAAUUUUUACUCUGAGUUUAUAA
This is a messenger RNA of Theileria annulata, 498 nucleotides long. RefSeq lists its product as uncharacterized. Bases 1 to 498 code for a protein of 165 amino acids. The transcript has a single exon. The record is from RefSeq and is a predicted model, not a curated record. Lineage: Eukaryota; Apicomplexa; Aconoidasida; Piroplasmida; Theileriidae.